Drosophila busckii is the source of this 1310-nucleotide messenger RNA. It is a transcript of the gene arg, whose product is annotated as arginase-1. The record is from RefSeq and is a predicted model, not a curated record. NCBI's taxonomy places the organism in Eukaryota, Metazoa, Arthropoda, Insecta, Diptera, Drosophilidae. Gene Ontology annotation, cellular component: cytosol; nucleus; cytoplasm. Bases 235 to 1293 code for a protein of 352 amino acids. Gene Ontology annotation, molecular function: arginase activity; manganese ion binding. The transcript is spliced from 4 exons.
UGCGUAUGGCCAGGAUCAAGGUUAUCGCUUGUUCUGCUGGCUCUUAUCAGCGUCAAUUGUUAGCUUGGAGGUGCUGCGGGACGGCGUUGGGGAGUAGGAACUGUUUUGGAAACCUUAUCAGCCACUCGGCUGACGCGUCAGCACUGGCAUCUCACAGAUGACAGUUGUCAGCGGCGAAAGUGAGAGACGCCAGCUCAGUUGUUAAGAGCGCAGCGUGCAAGGCAGAGAUCCAUAAUGUGGAGGUGCACACAACGAACUUUGACGCAAGUUUGCGGAAACACUCUGAGGCGACGUAAUCUAAGCGCUGCCGUCAACCAGACACUGGGCAUUAUUGGUGUGCCCUUUGGCAAGGGACAGUCCAAGCAGGGCGUUGAACUGGCGCCGGAUUUGCUGCGCGAGAACAAGUUAAGGGAAGUGCUGCAAAAUGGGGAUGAGCGACUGGUGAUCACGGAUUAUGGCAACUUGGAGUACGCUGUGGAUGAGCGUCUGCUGCAGCAGCAGCGUCAGCACUAUCAUCACAUACGCAACUAUGCAGAGUUUAUGGCCUGCAAUCGAGCGUUGAUCGAGCAAGUUCAGCUAAUGCUGCAAAAGAAUUCACAAUUUCUAACAAUUGGUGGCGAUCAUGCCAUUGGCUUUGGUUCUGUUGCGGGUCAUCUGCAGCAUACGCCGAAUUUAUCGCUAGUGUGGGUCGAUGCGCAUGCGGAUAUCAAUUUGCAUACAACAUCGCAGUCGGGCAACAUACACGGUAUGCCAGUGUCCUUUCUGCUGCAACAGCUACGUGCCACUUGGCAGCAUGCGGCACUGGAUGAGAUUGCGCCCAAUUGUUUGCCCAAGGAUCAAUUGGUUUACAUUGGACUGCGGGACAUUGACCCCUACGAGGCGUUCAUAUUGAACAAAUUUGGUAUACGCUACUAUGCCAUGGAUUCCAUCGAUCGCGUGGGUGUUCCCAAAAUUAUUGAAAUGACGCUUGAUGCGCUGAGUCCGCAAAACAAAAUCCAUGUGAGCUUUGACAUCGAUGCACUGGACAGCAAUGUGGCGCCCAGUACGGGCACAGCGGUACGCGGAGGCUUGACAUUACGCGAGGGCAUUAGCAUUGUGGAGGCUUUGCGCGAUACGAAUCGUGUGCAGGGCAUGGAUCUGGUAGAGAUUAAUCCAAAGCUGGGCAGCGAAAGCGAUGUGCGCAGCACUGUGGAGUCCGGCCUGGAGAUAUUGAAGAGCAUGUUUGGCUAUCGACGCUCCGGCGCGCGACACUGGAGCAAUCUGGACACAGGCAUACUAGAGCGCGAGGUCUAGUUACACUUUCUUUUUUU